AUGAGAAGCAGAGCGGGGCCGAGGGAUUGGCUCGCCGAUGUCACCAAUCGAGCAACUGGUUCGGCGAUCGGCAACGGAUUCCCAAGUGGUGACGACGGACGUUUCGUCGACGGAGGAGAAAUCGACGGAGAAGAGAAUCACGCCGCGGGAGCUGACGAAGAGGGAGAAGGUGGCGGCGAAGUCGGGCUGGCCGCCUGCCCUUCGAUGACCAAGCGCCUCCAGAAAAGGAGGCGACUGAAGAGGAUUCGGGGCCGGAGAGCGAGGCGAGACAGCUGCCGUCAAGGAGGAAGAUGGGGGCUGGCGGCGGUCUUGCUCGUCCAGCAACCUUGGGCAGGCCGCCUCACCGUCGAGAGGGAGACGCGAGGCCGGCGAUUGAGAGGAAGCAGGAGUGUGGCGGGAAUGUCUCUGCUGCCGCCUUCCUUGGGUCGUCGACGAGGAGCGAAGAGGAGAAGAAGCUGCCGGCCAGAGCGUGGAAGGUGGAGGGCGGCAUGCCUCCUUCCUCUGCAACCCUAG
Linum trigynum is the source of this 513-nucleotide messenger RNA. The record is from the annotation of a GenBank genome assembly. Lineage: Eukaryota; Viridiplantae; Streptophyta; Magnoliopsida; Malpighiales; Linaceae.